AUGGACGUCGCCAGCCUGGUGGCCGUCGCAGCUCAGGGUGGUCCAGGUUCGCGUGAGCCAUUGGCCAGAGGCGAGGGAAGCACUGGGCUGGCAGCCCCACCGGUCUUCGGCGGCGAGCCAGCAGAGAGAUGGCGUUUCGCCGAGAUCCAGACCGUGGAGCGCCGAAUCGUGCAGGUUGGCGUCGAGCGCCGCAACGAUGUGGAGCUCCAGCAGCAGAUCAGCGCCUAUGUGGCCGGCAUCGUUGACCUCCAGCAGGGCAGGCACGAGCUGGAGACCGUAGGUAUGCGCUUGAGGGUCACUGAGGCGGAGCUCGAGACGGCGAGGGACGGCCUCAGGGUCGAGUACGACGAGGCCAAGCAGUACUUGAACCACGAGAAGAGCGAGUACGAGCAGCAGAUCCGUCGUGCUCGACAUGCGGCUACCACCCACAUCCAGCAAGAGUUGCAGCAGUGCGUCGAGGAGCGCGACGCUGCGAUGGUGCGGUCCAGGGAUGUCCACAAUGCCGAGAUGCGGGUCUUGGAUGCCGAGGCCAAUCACGCCGAGUGGACCGAGGCGACCGAGCAGGUCCAGAGCGCCGAGGCGAAGGUGCGGCAGAGAGUCAUCGCAAAGGACCAGGACUUCGAGCGUCUCAAGGCGGAGGCGAGCGACCUGAAGUUCAAGUUGCAGGAGGAGUCCGAGAUCGCGCAGUUGGCGCGGCGGCGGCUGACUACACGUGCCCAGUUUUCGGACGACCAGCUGCGCGGGGAGCUCAACGACGCGGCCAUGAAGUGCGAGAUGGUGGAGGCCGAGGCGUCCAGGCAGAUCGCGGCUGCGUGGGCUGAGUGCGACAUGAAGGUCGAAUCAGCUCAGCACGAGGAGCGGGAGCACAAGCGAGGCGCAGAUUCGGCCAGGGUGAAUUUCUACGCAAGCCAGGCUUUGCACAACACCGAGAAGGAAUACUACGAGCACGAGGUCGACGAGUUGCGCGCCGAGUCCCGCGAGUUGAGGGACGAGAAGGCGGCCUUGGCGAGGGCGGCCCAGGAGCUGAUGGACAUCCAAGCUCCAGGACCGCAUGAGCAUGAGUACGCCGAAGGCCAUUGGGAGCAGCAGGACGACAUGGAUUUCGGCAGUCGGACUGAACCAGUCGAUCCAGGACCUGCGGUCCCACCAGGACUCUCGAGGCAGUCGGCGGCAACGCCGGGUGCAUCGUCCCAGGACGCUGGCAUCGCCGCAGCCAUGAUGGAGUUCAUGCGCCAGAUGGCCGACCAGCAGCGUGCUGGGGUCGAGGAGCAGAGCGCGCUGCUGAGGGGGCUUACGCGCGCCCAGGAGAGCUUGGCCGAGGCGCAGCGCGAAUCCCAGUCGAAGCUGAAGCCAGCGAAGCCUUCGCUCACGGGCAAGGAUGCGAGCACCUUGAAAGUCGAGCUUGAGAAGUUCCGCACCUACCAGAACGAAGCGCGCCAGAACAGCAAGGCGAUCUGGUUCGAGGGCGCAAGGGCCAUCGCUGAGGGCACCGCGAAGAUCGAGCUCGAAGACAUGAUCGUUACCGAGAUGGGUGGCGAGGAGGCUUUCCAGAAGCUG
This is a messenger RNA of Prorocentrum cordatum, 1557 nucleotides long. Lineage: Eukaryota; Dinophyceae; Prorocentrales; Prorocentraceae. The record is from the annotation of a GenBank genome assembly.